AUGAACUCAGUUGACGAUUCGAAUAUUGGUUCAGUAUGUAUACCACCUGUUAAUGCCUGUUUUUCUUCUUCCUUCGAUGUACACAGAGACUCCAUACAAUGUAGCCAACUCAGUUAUAGUACGGCUAAAAAGCGUGACCAUGCAUCUGAAUCUCAGCUAGGCACAGAUUCAGAGGACUCAGUACUAUUAACAUCACCGAGUGCUAGUUCUCAACCGGUGCCUAGAUUAAGCAGGAGACGAAACGCUACUUCCGUCUCCGUCUGGCCUUCAUCAUCGUUUCACAAUGACGGUACUCCUUUCUUCAACCGCCGUACUGGAUUGCCUUUACAAUCAUCUCCGGUUCCUCUCAAAAGAAGUACAAGUGGAAAGUUUGAUUUCGAUUUAUCAUUGAAUCGCAUGAAAACAUCUAGAAGCUCUAUUUGUAUGGUAUACAAUCAUAAUUUGCAAAAUUCCAGUGAAAUCAAUACAGAUCAUGUUAAAGAACCUUCAUCAGGGAUGGAAAGUUUAAAAUCUGACAAAAAAUUCAAUAAUAAUACUGAUAACAGUAGUAAUGAUAAUAAUGAAACUAAUAGCAAUAAAUCAAAUCAAACUAUCACAUCAUUUCGUCGACGACCAUCUAGUCUACGAUUUACAUCUCAAUAUCAAGAACAAUCAUUUGAACGCAAUACUGUUAAUAGUUCUAUCAUUGGUGGUUCUAAUAAUCGACAUACAGUAACAGGAGCAAGACGACGUAAUUAUCCUGUAGAAAUGGAUUCAAUUGAAUUAAGUUGUAGUGCACCGCCGUCUGGAGGUCGUGGUUUUCAACCACAUAAAAAUAUAACAAGUCGUUUAGCAAAUACUAUGGCAUGUACACCAGUACCACAUGGUAGUUCACAACAUUUGCUAGUCAAUUUUGAAGAAAGUAUGCUUAAUGGACGUAUACAUCCAGUUGGACAAGUUGAAGGAUUUUCAAUUGAAUUAGGCGCUAGUGGUUCAUUCUAUCCAAAUCAUAUACGUCUUCCAAUGAAAGCAUAUUUUUUCAAUUUAUCUGAUGAUAAUGCACCAUCACCGUAUUUAGGCUAUGCUGAUUUAAAACAAUUACCUAGUAAUAAAGGUUAUCAUAUACCGAAGAAAGGUUCUAUUCAAUUAACUUUAUUCAAUCCAACUGGUCUUGUAGUGAAAAUGUUUGUUAUUGUAUAUGAUUUAGCUGAUAUGCCACCAAAUUGUCAAACAUUCUUAAGACAACGUACAGUUUAUAUGCCAAUUCAACAACAUAAUCAAUUUCAUUCAUCUUAUAUAAUUUCCAAUUCAACACAAUCAACAUCUUUACAUAACAAUUCCACUUGUUCAUUUCAUAAACCUCAAUAUCAUUCAACACAUACUAAUACGAAUCAUUUAAAUUGUAAUAGUACUCCUAUUACAUCAAUGAUAAAUACAAAUGUAUCAAUGAAUAAUACAUUAUCCAACUGUAAUACAAAUCAUUUAUGGGAUAUAUCAUCAAAAUCAUUAACUGAACCAAAUACACCAUCAUUUCUAUCUUAUUCAUCAUCAUGUUCAUGUUCGUCUAUUACAUCAAUUGGUUCAUUAAGUUCAUAUGGUUCACAGAAUGCUGUUAAUAAUAAUAACACUACUAAUAGUAAUACUACUACUACUAAUAAUAAUAAUACUGGUAUUGCUGGUGUGUCAUUGAAUACACGUAAUGAAUUACCUGCCUACUUACGAUAUCUAGUUCAUUUAAGAUUUCAUACAACUCGUUCAGGUAAAUUAUACCUUCAUACAGAUUUACGUUUAAUAUUUUCACGUGAUAAAUUUGAAUUUGAUCCACGUAUAGCAACUUAUGAAUUACGUUCAUUUGUUGAUGCUCCAUCAAAUCCACGUUAUUCACCAAAAAAAUGGUCAACACGUCAUCAGAAUAUAACAAAAUAUCAAAAAUCAAUUCAUCAUUCAAAGAUUACAUAA
Molecule: messenger RNA, 1938 nt
Organism: Schistosoma mattheei
Lineage: Eukaryota; Metazoa; Platyhelminthes; Trematoda; Strigeidida; Schistosomatidae
Source: the annotation of a GenBank genome assembly